Molecule: messenger RNA, 1050 nt
Organism: Morchella sextelata
Lineage: Eukaryota; Fungi; Ascomycota; Pezizomycetes; Pezizales; Morchellaceae
Exons: 1
Coding region: 1-1050 (349 amino acids)
Source: RefSeq, a predicted model, not a curated record
AUGAACACUCUAAAUACAAUCAAUCCCCAUUACCACCUACCGCACCGCGCACCAGUGCCCGCACCCUUCCCGGCCUACCCAAUCACCCACAUGCCACGCCGUAUGCUUCCCACUGGUGACUGCGGCUUUGUUGUCUACUGCGCGGACCCCCUUCCACCUUUCGUCUUCAACGCGGCCCAAUCAGUGCGCUGCCAGUGCCGUAGUUACUGGCCAAACCCGCACACACCCGACCUGUGCGCUUGUGGGCACCAUGCCUGCUAUCAUUCAAGUACGCCGCAACAGAGUACUACUACUGCCCCUCCUGCACCAACCCCGGCACCUCCAGCACCUAGCAGCCCGAGCAGUGUGUUGACAAUGGGCGCAGUUGCAAGCCUGAUGAAGCGGAUAUCGCAGCUAGAGCAGGAGCUCGAGGCACAGCGGGAGCGAGAGUUGAAGAGGGAGUCACAGUCACGGCUACAGUCGGGGCCCGAGAUGAAGGAGGUUGUAUAUGGGCUGCGCGGGAUCGACGAGAAGGUUGAUGAGUUGCUAGAACGGAUGGACGAGGCCGAAGAGCGGUUGAGCGGCGCAGAAAGGAUUGGGGUUGAGUUUGAGGGGAGAUUAAACGAAUUGGAGGUUAGAGCAGACGAGAUUGAGGAUGAUGUUACAGGCUUAGUGAGGCAGGACGAGGAGGAUGAGGAGGAAGAGGAGCGAGAAAGGUUUGAGAAGAAGGAAACGGUGAGGAAUAUGGAAAUAGAGACAGAGUCGGGGUCGGAGUCGGAGUCAGAGACUGGAGGGAAUGCGGCGGUAAAGGUGGAGCCAGUGACCGCAACGGCGACUGGAGGAAGAAUGGCCGAGAAAGUUGUUGAUACAAAGGCGGCGGCGGCGACAACAGCAGCCAAGAGUGCGGCGAUAACAACCGCGUGCAUUAUCCUCGCACAGCCGCCAUUCAACAAGACAUUCUCCCUGAAGCGCCGGAGUUCUGACAGCAACCUCCUUCUCGUCGAGCACUCGAGCCAUCCGGCGGCCAAACGGAUACGGUGCCAGUCUAGUGGCGGUAAUAUUUCCGCAUAG